This is a messenger RNA of Lates calcarifer (barramundi perch), 2646 nucleotides long. It is a transcript of the gene slc5a6b, whose product is annotated as solute carrier family 5 member 6. Bases 237 to 2096 code for a protein of 619 amino acids. Gene Ontology annotation, cellular component: membrane. Lineage: Eukaryota; Metazoa; Chordata; Actinopteri; Centropomidae. Gene Ontology annotation, biological process: pantothenate transmembrane transport; sodium ion transport; biotin transport. The transcript has 17 exons. The record is from RefSeq and is a predicted model, not a curated record. Gene Ontology annotation, molecular function: sodium-dependent multivitamin transmembrane transporter activity.
AACCCGGAAGUAAACUCCAAAACUGUUUGUAACCACAUGGAAGAUCGAGAGCAGAAAUAUUCAAACAAGUUGUUUGAUUAACGUUGCACUCUUGAACACUCAGCAUAGUAACACUUCUCCACCCGGAUAACAGCAGUGCUGGCUUCUAAAGGCUGCUGGACUCUCCUGACUGAUGGGUGUGGACAAAGACACAGGAGGAAGAAACCUUCUCCAGCUGCAGCCAGGAGACAAUCACGAUGGACCCGUCCAACCAGAAGCACUUCACAGUCGUAGACUAUGUGAUAUUCGCCGUCUUGCUUGCUGCCUCCAUGGCCAUCGGCCUGUACUACGCCCUGUCGGGCGGGCGUCAGCGCACCACGCAGGAGUUCCUGAUGGCCGACAGGAGCAUGCACUGUCUUCCUGUUUCUCUGUCGCUCAUCGCCUCAUUCCAGUCCGCUGUGGCGAUCAUAGGUGUACCGGGAGAGAUCUACACCCAUGGUACCCAGUACUGGUUCAUCGGCUGUUCCUACAUUCUGGGUCUCCUCAUUCCAGCUCAUGUUUUCAUUCCAGUGUUGUACAGACUGCGGGUCUCCAGUGCUUAUCAGUAUCUUGAGCUGCGCUUCAGCAAAGCAGUACGAAUCUGUGGAACUUUGACCUUCAUCUGUCAGAUGGUUAUCUAUAUGGGAGUCUGUGUGUAUACUCCUGCCUUUGCACUAAAUGCAGUUACUGGAUUUGAAUUAUGGGGAACAGUGCUGGCCACUGGCCUUGUGUGCACAUUGUACACAACAAUGGGUGGUUUGAAGGCUGUGAUCUGGACGGAUGUCUUUCAGACUGUUGUGAUGUUUGCAGGGCAGCUGGCUGUCAUCAUGGUGGGGGUGCAGCGAACUGGAGGGGUGUCUGAAGUUUGGAGGAAAGUCUGGGAGGGAAACCGCAUAUCUGGUCUGGACUUAAACCCAGAUCCUACAGAGAGACACACUUUCUGGACUCUGGGGGUCGGUGGGAUCUUCCUCAUGCUGUCUCUGUACGGAGUCAACCAGGCUCAGGUCCAAAGAUAUCUCAGCUCGCGCACAGAGAAGGAGGCUGUCAGGUCGUGCUACAUGGUGUUUCCCUCCCUGCAGUUGGCUCUGGCUCUCAGCUGUGUGAUGGGACUGGUCAUGUUUGCACGUUACUGCGGAGAAGAUCCCUCCGACAAGCUGGGCACCUCCUCGAGGGAUGCAAUGGUGAUAUACUUUGUGAUGGAUAUGCUGCAGGGUCUGCCUGGACUGCCUGGACUGUUUGUUGCUUGUUUAUUCAGUGCUGCUCUCAGCACCAUCUCCUCUGCCUUUAACUCUUUGGCCACUGUGACAAUGGAAGACCUCAUCAAACCAUAUUUCCCUGCCAUGUCAGAGUCCAGAGCAACCCUGCUGUCCAAAGCCUUAGCUGCGUCCUACGGGCUGCUGUGUCUGGCCAUGGCCUAUCUCACUCACCUCAUGGGUGACUCAGUUCUACAGGUGGCUUUAAAAAUCUUCGGGAUGGUCGGUGGUCCUAUUCUCGGUCUGUUUUCUCUCGGGAUGUUCUUCCCCUGGGCCAACUCCACUGGAGCGGUGGCAGGUCUGGGCACCGGCCUGGCUGUAGCUUUCUGGGUCGGCAUCGGCAGCAUCUUCACUCGUAGCUCCGGCGCGAGGCCGCUGCCUCCUGACUGCACAGCCAUCCUCAACACGACCACCGCCAUUCACACUGCACUCAGCAACGUCACUCUGAGCCGACCCACUGGACUGAAGAGGUUUUAUUCAUUGUCUUACAUGUGGUACAGUGCAUUUAACUGCUUCACAGUCAUUCUUAUAGGCCUGAUCAUCAGCUUUCUCACAGGCCCUAUGAAAGAAGAGGAUGUAACACCAGGAACAAUCUAUCCCCUGUUAGGGAAACUCCUUUGUUUUCUGCCUGAACACCUCAAAAAGAAGCUCUGCUGUGUGACUCCUCUGGGACAGACACUUUCAUCACACCAAAUGCAGCCUGCACAACACAAAGAAAACAACGGGUUGGGUUUCCAACAGGAGGACGGACUAUCACAGGAAGAGGCCGAGAGUUUUCUUCCUGAUGGUCACACACCUUCUGUGGAGCAUGAAACAACAGUGUGAUAUCGCAGCCUCUCAUUUCAGGCUAUAGAACGGUUAAAGCCUCUUUACACAGAGCACUUGGACAAAAAAUAUGUUUGUAUACUGUUGACUUUAGGAUGAAGGAUGUGAUUCAUAUUUGCACUGUCAGAUGCUGCAGCGAGGUUGAAACUAAAGAAUGUCAACCAAUGUCAACACUAGUCAACAAUUUUUUUUUUUUUUAAAUUUCUGUUUACUGGCAUCUGCAGCUGAGCCCAUCACUGUCUUGUAGAUAAUCACGGUUGAUUUACAUACGGUAUUUGUCAGCUUCAGGAGCAUGAUCUCUGAUUCACAUUCAGUUGAGUCCUUGCAUGUAAAAAUACUGCACUACACUGCUAAAGAUGUUUCAUCCUGGUAUUUACCACUGUAUAUACUUGACUGUUUAGCACUACUGCAGCUGUACGAGAGGUCCUGUGUCAUACUGUUGUUAGAUGAUAGUGCCUCACUUUUUAAGAAUGUACGAGUGAAUUCUGACUGUAAUGUAAUGUUGUAAACCCUUUUCUUAAAGGGAUUAAAGAUUUUGUAGUUAACCUUU